Messenger RNA from Coregonus sp. 'balchen', 4751 nucleotides. The record is from the annotation of a GenBank genome assembly. Lineage: Eukaryota; Metazoa; Chordata; Actinopteri; Salmoniformes; Salmonidae.
AUGGGUUGUACACUAAGUGCCGAAGAUAAAGCUGCAAUGGAGAGGAGUAAAAUCAUUGACCGGAAUCUGAGAGAAUCUGGCGAAAAGGCUUCAAGUGAAGUCAAACUGUUGCUUCUAGGUAAGUGUUCCUAUGCUACUGACAUUGGUAGUAUCUAAAUGAUAUGAGGUCUGAAGAGGGUGUCUGUCUAACUGAUCGAAUUACUUUUAUGUAGGGCUCAUGACUAUCUGGCAAUGGUGGAACCUACUUCUUUGCUCAAAUGAAAGCUGUCAUGAUCAUUCAGUCUUCCACAGACUGCGUGAAAAUUCCUUCAGCUUUCAUGCUCAUGGUGUAGCCUAAUGUUUUUAUUUUACAUUCUCAGACCAGGUGCAAAGGCCCCAAAACAGUAGGGGGGGUGUAGAACUUUCACAGAUGGAAUCAGCUGGUUCUGAGCACUGACUGCAUGUUUGUUAUAUCUCUACACAUUUAGUAGAGUUAAGAGUUUGAAACUUUCUUCCUGAUUUUAUGGCUCCUCUCUUUCCCACUAAACUUUACACUUCAAGGUGCUGGGGAGUCUGGGAAGAGCACAGUUGUAAAGCAGAUGAAGUGAGUACAUAUUUCAACAGUUUUGUGCACACCCCCAAAACAGUUAAAAAACUAGCAUGCUUUUUAUUGAUUAGGAACACUUAUGAAGUGAUGAAUCAGUUAGGAGCCUUUGAGAUGUUAUCUAGAUUAGAUGUUGACCACAAGCACCAGUAAGAUGGGCAUGUUAACCUCCUCUUCCUACCCUCAGAAUCAUCCAUGAGGAUGGCUACACACAGGACGAGUGUAGCCAGUACAGGGUUGUGGUUUACAGCAACACCAUCCAGUCCAUCAUCGCCAUCAUCAGAGCAAUGGGCAGGCUCGGUAUUGACUUUGGGGACCCAGCAAGAUCAGUGAGUCAGCUUGAAGGUUUUCUUACAUUUCAGUGGUCUUAUAACAAUGUAUAGUUUACUACUGCUUUUUCCCCUUUGUAAAAUGCCACAGCAAGUGUUGUUUCUCUUUAUGUUAUGACUACAAGGAAUUACGAACUUUACAAGAACAGUGUACAGAAUGAUCCACUGGCUGCAGUGACAUUCCAUUCCAACAUGGAUGGUCAACAUGUGAAGUAAAUCACUUGAAAGCUGAUUCUGCACCUAACAUGUUGAUUUGGGAGUGACAUUUUUCUGUUGUCAUGCUGUUCCCACGAGGAUGAGAGCUGUCAGAAUUGUUGUUUCCUUUUUGUAACUGUGUUUGCUUGGCUGUGUCUCCAGGAUGAUGCCCGCCAGCUCUUUACCUUGGCCAGCUCUGCAGAGGAAGGGGUCAUGACCCCUGAACUGGCUGGGGUCAUCAAGAGGUUAUGGCAGGAUGGAGGGGUCCAGAUCUGCUUCGGCAGGUCCAGAGAGUACCAGCUCAACGACUCAGCCUCAUAGUAAGAGCAUUACAAAUCUCUGCCCUAAAACUGCUUGAAUCAAGUAUUAUAACGACCAGAGAACCAUAGUGAAUGAUAUUGUCUUGCACACUUGGCCAUCCUCAAACAGGAGAAGCGAGGCACUUGCUUGUCUGUAAUCCAGAUUACUGUGAGAGCUCUUAUGUGACAUGUUCAUCAGGAGGCUGCUGGCCUAAUACACUGACAGGUUUUUCUGUUUUCCACUGUCUCUAUUGGGAUCUUGAAAGCAUAUACAUUUACAUUUUAGUCAUUUAGCAGACGCUCUUAUCCAGAGCGACUUACAGUUAGUGUGUGCAUACAUUAUUUUUUUAUUUUAUUUUUCAUACUGGCCCCCCGUGGGAAUCGAACCCACAACCCUGGCGUUGCAAACGCCAUGCUCUACCAACUGAGCUACAUCCCUGCCGGCCAUUCCCUCCCCUGUCCUGGACGACGCUGGGCCAAUUGUGCGCCGCCCCAUGGGUCUCCCGGUCGCGGCCGGCUACGACAGAGCCUGGAUACGAACCAGGAUCUCUAGUGGCACAGCUAGCACUGCGAUGCAGUGCCUUAGACCACUGUGCCCCUCGCCACAUAUAGGCUUAAUGCUUUUCAAAAAAUGUACUAUAUUCUGAACAGGCUAUAAUAAGCAUGCACAGUUAGUUAGGAGGAUGCUGUGGAGCGUAGCCAUCCACACCAAGCCAAUGAGAGAGAAUGAAGAAACUAUUUUGCCCAUCUAAAUAGCCGUAGAGUGGUGAGAUGAGGGCCCUUAAUUAGCUCACUUCAUUGUUCACCCAGAUCCUUAUUGGUGAGGAGUGUGCAAUCAGGCUAUUAUAAGGUCUGAGUAUCACGCUCCUGUUGAUAGCAUUUUAGUGAGUGUGUUAGUUCACGAAAGGCUUUUAUUUUUUGCUGGGGGGGUACUCUUUGAAGAGGUAGAGUUUCAGAUGUUUUUGGAAGCUUCAGGGGGAGCUUCAGGGGGAAGCUGGUGCCAGGACAGAUAAGGACAGAUAAGAGCUUGGACUAGACUGAGCGGGAGCUGACCCCCGUAGGGGUGGGAGGGCCAAGAGACCAGAGGUGGCAGAACGGAGUGCUCGGGUUGGGGUGUAGGGUUUGCGCAUAGCCUGAAGGUAGGGAGGGGGAGUUACUGUCACAAUGGGUCAGGCCAUAGGCCAAGUGUAACAAUAAAAUAUAGUUAAGGAUUAAUAUUUUAUGAAAAAUGUUUUUAGACCAGGAAAAAGUCCCCUGUUGCUAGAUAAGUUUGCUAGGUACGAAUGAUUUCCCAGAAACCGACUCCUAGUUUGAGACAUGUCUGACUCCUCUGAUACCAGUGCGGACAUGAAAGGAGGAACCCUGUGAUAGACUGCUGUUGUUGUGCAACACUGCUGAAGCAAUAGAGACGGGGACAGGGGAAGUUCCAGGCCCUGAAGGCAGAAACAGGUUGCCAUUAGGGCCAGGACAAUACCAGUAUCUGGGGGGAAAAUGAUAUGGCAAAAAUUAAAACACGAAGCAGACAACUCUUUGGUCCUUUAAAAACCUGCUGUAUGCUAAAUAUUGUGUGCUAUAGGUUGGAAAAUAAAUAAAUGUGACUCUGGAUGACAACAUGUUUGUUUCCAACAUAAAUCCGCUUUGUGUUUUGUUUCCUUGCCGUGAUACUAACGAGUACCACGAUACUGGUAUGGUCCCGGCCCUAGUUGCCGUCACUUUUAUUUAUUUAGGAAAAACUGGAGUUUUCGGGAUUCGAGACAGACAAUGUGAUUACAAGCUCUCUUGAGUUGUUUUGGGAAUCAUUUCUUUGUUUACUUUAUAUUCCUCCAUAUUGGCUUUAGUUGUUCACGUGUAUUGUUGUUCGCAUCCAUGGUUGAUCCAAUACCAGAACUUCCAUUUACAUGUCUUGGCUCACCAAUUUGAAACCGCAUUAUCCAACAAUUGGCAAGUAGUAGUGUUUUUAAAUAACUUUUUACGUUAAGUCAGCCUCCUCCUCUUUCUCCUCAGUUACCUGAAUGACUUGGACAGGAUAUCCCAGCAGAACUAUGUGCCCACGCAGCAGGAUGUCCUGCGGACAAGAGUCAAGACCACCGGCAUCGUGGAGACACACUUCACAUUCAAGGACCUCUACUUCAAGUCCGUAACCUGUUAAUACAGCACUCCGUGCACUGACACUAAUAAUCACUGAGUCACUUUGUCCCUACAGUUAAUGAUUCACUAAUGUAAAAAAGCCCAAAGCUGCUCGUACAUCACCCUAGUGACCACAUCAUACUGUAGGUGUGUUUCUGUCUUUCUCACUACCUCUCAUACCCUUUUUUUUUUAUGUCCUGUCUUUUUCUCACUUCAUGUCUCUGACUCUCCCUGGCUGCAGGAUGUUUGAUGUGGGGGGUCAGAGGUCAGAGAGGAAGAAGUGGAUCCACUGCUUUGAGGGAGUCACAGCCAUCAUCUUCUGUGUGGCGCUCAGUGACUAUGACCUGGUGCUGGCUGAGGAUGAGGAGAUGGUGAGUGGGAAAGGGCAUCAACUCUAAAUCUAUAGUCCUGUGGUAUUUACAAGGUUGUUGCAGUAUAUAAAGUCUUAUCAAAAGGGAUUGCAUAACAGUUUCACCCACACACAGACCCUGACACUGCUCAUCUCUCCAUAGAACCGUAUGCACGAGAGCAUGAAGCUAUUUGACUCCAUCUGCAACAACAAGUGGUUCACGGGCACCUCCGUCAUCCUCUUUCUCAACAAGAAGGAUCUGUUUGAGGACAAGAUCCAGAAGAGCCCACUCACUAUCUGCUACCCAGAGUACUCAGGUAUACAUUCUUUGACAUUUUAAAGAUAUACAGGUUAUUUAGGAAUCAGCCACUACAGAACAGCACACAACAUAAUUUCCUGUUGGAUUAUUAACCACAGUGGAGAGCAUUUGCACAUAAUGGAUUCUUGUUAAUUGAGAUGUCUGAGUAAUACCGCUUGAAAUAUUAGCUUGUGCAAUAUGGGAGGAGCCUCAGGACACACUUUGGUAAAGCAGGAAAUGAAAGUUUAGCAAGUGUUUAGUCCAUAAUAGGAAAUUACUAGUUUGCUCAACGCAGUGUAUUGAGUCAUACCUAUUUUGCAUGUCCUUUGAGAAUAAGUGCAUAAAUGAGAUAGAAAACAUAUUCCUCUCCACUACUCUAGGUCCAAACGCAUACAAAGAGGCGUCAACCUACAUUCAGUGUCAGUUUGAAGACUUGAACAAGCGGAAGGAUACAAAGGAGAUCUACACCCAUUUCACUUGUGCUACUGACACUAAGAACGUGCAGUUUGUCUUUGACGCUGUCACUGAUGUCAUCAUCAAAGCCAGCCUGAAGGAGGUUGGCUUGUACUGA